Messenger RNA from Papaver somniferum (opium poppy), 1102 nucleotides. RefSeq lists its product as uncharacterized. The record is from RefSeq and is a predicted model, not a curated record. NCBI's taxonomy places the organism in Eukaryota, Viridiplantae, Streptophyta, Magnoliopsida, Ranunculales, Papaveraceae. The transcript has 3 exons. Bases 180 to 854 code for a protein of 224 amino acids. Gene Ontology annotation, molecular function: RNA-DNA hybrid ribonuclease activity; nucleic acid binding.
CCAAUCUAGGUUUGGUAGAGAGAAUAUAUUUCACUCUUUACCUUCUCUUUCUUCAACUUCUUCUUCGUUUCUUCCGACGAUUCUUCUCCAAACCCACGAACUUCAAUAGCAGCAACCACCACCUCUCCUCUACAGAUCGAAGCUCUUUCUCUUUCAAGUUUGUUGUUGCUGUAUGAAUCAUGGUGAGGAUUGUAAGGAAACUACAGAGUAUGAAUUUCACCAGAAGUUUUUCUACCGAGAAAUCCAAGCCGGUGUUUUACACUAGGUGGCCUAUCCCACCAAUGAACAUCCUCAAGUUCAAUACAGAUGCAUCUGUGAAGGGUCAUGAAAGUAAAUGUGCGUUUGUAGCGAGGGUUCAUGGAGGGAAGUAUGCAGAUGGCAUCAUGGGAGGAAAAAGUAGUCUUGGCAAAUGGGUAAUUGGGGGUUUCCGCCCUUUAGAUAAUAACACAUCCAUAGUUGCUAGCAAAAUUCACGGAAUCUUGUAUGCUAUGGAGGCGGGGGGAAAGAUCAUAGAAAAGCUACCUCAACCACUUCAUUUGUGGAUUGAAAGCGAUGAGAAAGCUGUUGUUGGUGCUGCUAAUGGAGAGAAUGAUAUUAAAUCUGAGUAUCGGGAUAUGGUUAACGAAAUUGUUCAUAAGAAAGAAGAACUUGAAAAAAAUAAUAUUGUGUGUUUGUUCAGCUUUAUAAAAGGUGAAGCUAACGGUGUUGCACACCUGCUCGCAAGGUUGGACUCGAAGAAGGUGUUGGACAUGCCUACUGUGGAGGAUGUUCCCGAGGACAUUAGGGAUGAAGUUGUAAAAGUGCUCGAAUCUGAUUCCAUGGGGACUAAGUAUCAAAUUAAGAAGAGAAGGUGAAACAAGUUUAAGGGACUGCUCAUUGCCAAAGUCUUGGAGAUGCAUUGACAGCUAGUAAGGAACACCAAAAAGUUUCAUAUUGUAUUUAUUUGGUUGCAUGGGUUGGUUUAGAAUUUGGUCAAUCAUUUUAAAAGCUGCUCUCUCUUUUAUUUUUUGGUCGUCAGAAAUAGAAUAUAUUUGAAUAUAUUUGAUUUUCUUAAAGUUAGCCAAGUAUGCUAGUACCAGAAGUUGAAUUCUGGUUUUGCGGA